CAACCUUGCUUGUUGUGUGCGCGAGUGAGAGGACAGCAAGAAGGCGUUACAAGCAAAAGCAAGGCAACAAGGCGGGCACAACUGACUUCGUCAUCGCUUGCUGAGGGUGUUGUUGUUGUUGUUUUGGUUUGAUUGUUGUGUCUGGCACCACAGCGGAGGAGGCGAGCAGUGCAAAAGGGAACGGUCACUGACGCCAUGACGGAUGCCAUGACGGAUGGGAUGAGGAAUGGGGUGAAGGGUGAGGUGAAGGGUGGGAUGGCAGACUUAAACAGUGCAAACGAGUCCUUGGACAAGGACGAGAGCUUCGGCAUUGAUCUUGACUUGGACCUGACGCAGAGCCUUUCCGCGAGCAUGCUCUUGGGGAUCAAACAAGUCAUGCUCGCCGCCCUUGCGGGCUCAACCCCUUUUGACAUCCACGCCGCUGCGGCACUGGGAGACUGCGAUGGCGUGCAGGCGGCAUUGCAGGAGGAUAAGACGGCCGUAUCGAAACGCAAUUGGUGCGGAUGGACCCCUCUCAUCUACGCAGCGCACAUGGGACACGACUCCAUUGUCGACAUCCUUCUCGACCACGGCGCAUCGCCGAAUGAGACCACAGCCGAUGGCAAAGACUCCGCCCUCCUGCAGGCCGCAUCCAUGGGCAAGGAAAGCGUCAUUGACACCCUCCUGCAGCGCGGCGCUGAUGUGAACGAAUCACUGGCGUGUGGAAAGACGCCGCUCUACGUGGCCGCAGCCAACGGGCAGACGCAUGUGGUGAAGCAGUUGAUUGAGCGCGGUGCAGAUGUGCACUCGGUUGAGACGACGACGGGCAACACCCCGCUCCUCGCCGCCAUUCACGAGGGCAGCGCCGGGUCUGUGCGGGCACUUCUCGAUGCGGGCGCCGACAUCACCGUCAGAAACAACAAAGGAUUUGCAUGUGAAGAAGCGGCACAGAAGUCGCCGCAACCAGACGUCACCAUCAUGAACUUAAUCAAGAUGAAGGCCAACAACACCAGCAACGACGGGCCAAUGCGCAGCGAAGCAGCGCUGGUGUCAAGUCCGCUGCCGUCGUCACCGCCGCGUUCUCGCGCAUCCUCACACACGCGCACACGCAAGACCCCGCCCAAGCAGCCCAGUGGGCGCCAGCGAGCGGCGGAGCUGAAUCUCGGCCUUGGAGACGUGCGCGAUGUGCACGAACUACUCAAGUGCCUGAAUCUGGAAAAGUACAUUCCUGUGUUUGACAAGGCGGAGGUGGACUUCAAGCUGCUGCUAAACAUGUCCGAGCACGACCUGAAGGAGAUUGGCAUUGCCGUCUUUGGGCCCAGAAGGAAAAUCUACAACGCUGUUCAGCGGCUCAAAGCGAAAUCCACGACGCCCACGAAUCACACCAACAGCGGCUCCUCCAACACGUCCAACGCCACCAUCACCGCACAACCCACGACAACAGCCACCACAGCAGCCGCUGCGACUGCAAGAACAACAACCAUAACACCACCGCUGUCAUUCCGGGCACAGAAGCAGUCGCCCUCCCUCUCAGUGGCGCGAGCAAACGCCAGCCCGCCCAAGUUGUACAUCCCGACGGUGCCGUCGUCACCGUCAGCGCGAUCUGCGGCCAAUGCGUCAACAACAGCAGCAGCGCCACACGUCGCCCCACCAUCCCCAUCGCCAUUACCGGCACCGCUGUCGCCGGCGCCUCUGCCCGUGCAGAGGAUUGCGCCCCCGCGUCUGCCGUCCAUCGUGCCCCCACACGCCCAUGCACCGCGCCUCCCGUCGGCUUCACGACGACAGCGCUCACCAGCGCACCACCAACAACACCACCAACAGCACCAGCACCGCCAACAACAUCAGCAUCAGCAUCAGCAGUACCAGUACCAUGCGACCCGUCACCAGCAACAGCCACAACAGGGCGUGCCGCUCUCACCCACAUCCACAACACAGCCUGUACAACAACAGUUCACCUACCACCAGCAGCAGCAGCAGCAGCAGCAUCAGUCUUAUGCACAGCCACAGCAACAUACCGUGCCGAGGGCGCAGCCAUGGCACCCAACAUCACCAAACAACGUCGUGCCGUUGUCGUCUUCGUCGUCGGUUGCGUCGCCACAGCACCACCACUCGCGCCGCCACCCGCACCACCAGCAGCGCUCACACGUGUCCACGCAGCACAACCGCUUCUCCUCAUCGCCGCCAGCAUCGCCCCGCCAGCGCGCAGCAACAGCGACCGCCACCACCACAACAGCUGCUGUUGGGGAAGGGAUGCGAGCAGCACGCCCGCGUGUGGCAUCAGCAUCAUCCUCAUCCUCAUCAGCGGCAACAACAGCACGUGGUGGGGGCGGUGCCGGUGGUGGUGGUGGUGCACUGAAGCAAACGAUGGCACGGCUGACAAUUGUUCCUGGCGGAAAACCGACACGGAAGGCACGGUCUGCAGGGCGAACGUCUCCGGCAUCUACGGCGUGAAGGAACGCGGAAAGAGGGUGAUGGUGCAUGUGCGUGGAUGAAGGGGAGAUAAUGUGUUUGUUUUGUGUGCGGUGAUGGGUGUGUAUGUGCAUGGGUUGUGUCUUGUGCUGAUCGUUACCUCAAGUCUUUCCUUACAUCUGUUCAAUCUUCUUGUUGUGUGUUCCUUUUCGGUGCAAUUUUUUUCUUUCGUACUGUUGAAUUAUUCUUUGUUGUGCGUUGGUGUCUGAAUGUUGGACACCACACCACACGCACGUGUGCAUAUGUAUUUGAAGCACAUGUGCGUCAUUUAUUUGAUUCCUGGUGUUGUUGUUGUGCAUUUGUGCUUUUUCUUUCUGACCCCACCACCACCACCACCAUCGUCGUCAUCACGGGUGUGCACGGAGUGGCGGCUACCCAUCUCAAACCGAUUGCUGUAUUGAUGUUGUGGUUAUGCAUUUCGUGUUCGUCUUUCUGUACACAUAUACGCCGUGCAUUUCAAGAAACAACCAAUCCUAUCACAAAUACAAACGAAUGGCCGAG
This is a messenger RNA of Salpingoeca rosetta, 2949 nucleotides long. RefSeq lists its product as uncharacterized. The transcript has 13 exons. Lineage: Eukaryota; Choanoflagellata; Craspedida; Salpingoecidae. The record is from RefSeq and is a predicted model, not a curated record. Gene Ontology annotation, biological process: innate immune response; proteolysis. Bases 196 to 2430 code for a protein of 744 amino acids. Gene Ontology annotation, cellular component: cytoplasm. Gene Ontology annotation, molecular function: aspartic-type endopeptidase activity; protein binding.